Anisakis simplex (herring worm) is the source of this 790-nucleotide messenger RNA. The record is from the annotation of a GenBank genome assembly. NCBI's taxonomy places the organism in Eukaryota, Metazoa, Nematoda, Chromadorea, Rhabditida, Anisakidae.
CGUUAGAAAUGUAUCGAUAUUGUCGUCGAAAUGUAUCGAUAUUACGAAGAAAGUGGUAACUGAUGAAGAAAAUGACGAAAAAAUAUCAUCAACUAAAAGUAAAAGCGGAAAACAAGACCUUUGUGAAGGUACGACGCAUUCCGUGCUUUCUGUCCAACCAUCAAUGGCGUUGAAUAGACAGGAUGAUGAUGGCGUUAAUGAUUCGAAAUCGCGCGAACAAACUGCCUUGGUAGGACUAGAAAACAUCAGCACUGCAUCUGCUGCUGUAUCAGUGGAAUCGAACCCGUCAUCUUCAGUUUUAGUAUCAGAAAAGCCAUCUGAACAGUUAUCGAAGUCUCUCAUUAUGGAGCAAGUCAAAGAACCAACCCCUCGUGUGGCCUCCAAAACGCUCGUUGAAUUGAGCAUUGAAUCAUCGGUAACUUCGCAGCACGAUGUGCAACCUGAAAAACCAGUUGACGAUGUAGAAGAGGAAUCUGUUGAAGCGCGUCAGAUUGAAGUACCGAAACGAGUUUCGAGAGUCAAAAAAGAUGCUGAUAACAUGUCAAUGCAGCAUCUUCCCGUAGUCAAAUCUUCGAAAGAAUCCGUUCCCGAAGAAGCGAUAUCGAUUGCUGCCAACGUGAAAGAUGAUUCAAGGCAAAAACUUGUUAGCAAAGAUGAUCGAACGCAGAAGACUCUUAAACAAUCCCCAUCGGUACCUUCACAGACGAAAUCUCGUCAAACAAAUGUUAGGAAGUCUAUUGACGAAACGGUUACCGAUGCAGGGAAAAGAGAAGAUUCAGGAGUGGGAUCG